Molecule: messenger RNA, 1596 nt
Organism: Chiloscyllium plagiosum (whitespotted bambooshark)
Lineage: Eukaryota; Metazoa; Chordata; Chondrichthyes; Orectolobiformes; Hemiscylliidae
Product: high-affinity choline transporter 1-like
Biological process (GO): acetylcholine biosynthetic process; transmembrane transport; choline transport
Cellular component (GO): plasma membrane
Molecular function (GO): choline:sodium symporter activity
Source: RefSeq, a predicted model, not a curated record
AUGCCUGGUCCUUUUGGAGAAAGAAGCUCCUAUCCGAGUGAGAGAAAAAGUUCAAGCUUUUUAAGGGGAAAGCACCAUGGCGAUAAAUAUCGCUGGGGCUGUGUCAAUUGCCAGCUUUUAUCUUCUUAUCCUCAUGGUUGGCAUCUGGGCAGCAAGGAGAGCCAAAAAGGUUGAAAGAGGGUACGAGGGUGAUCAACCCGAAAUGGUAAUGAUCGCAGGACGAAAAAUCGGAUUCAUUCUUGGCAUUCUAACAACCACGGCAACCUGGGUUGGUGGUGCAUAUAUAAAUGGCAUCGCUGAGAUGGUGUAUCGACCGGAUGCUGGACUAGUAUGGACUGUAGCACCUUGGACCUCAAUACUUUGUUUGGUUAUUGGUGGAUUGUGUUUUGCCAAGAAAAUGCGAGCUGAGAAAUAUGUAACAAUGUUGGACCCAUUUCAGCUGCGUUAUGGGAAACAAAUUGGAAGUUUAGUGUUUAUCCCUGCCAUAAUCGGGGAAAUAUUCUGGUCUGCUGCCAUCCUUGCAGCUUUAGGUACAACAUCUAGUGUUAUUCUGGACCUUGAUAAGAAGCUAUCAGUGGUCAUUUCAGCUUGUGUAACAAUGAUUUAUACGUUACUUGGAGGGUUGUAUUCAGUGGCAUAUACUGAUGUCGUUCAAUUAGGUUGCAUUUUCUUUGGCUUGUGGCUGUGUGUGCCAUUCACAAUGCUAAAUCAUGCUGUCACUGAUAUCAAGAUCACAGCAGUUAAGGAGAUCCAUCAAAAAUCUUGGCUUGGAAGCAUUGAUGACAGGUUUAUUGGAAAAUGGAUAGAUGAUUUUUUGCUAAUGGUGUUGGGAGGAAUACCAUGGCAAGCCUAUUUUCAAAGAGUGCUGGCAUCCUCCUCUAUUAAAAAUGCUCAAAAAUUAUCAAUCGCAGGAGCAUUUGGUGGUUGUAUAAUGGGCAUCCCUUCAGUCCUGAUUGGCUCCGUUGCAGCGUCUACAGACUGGAAUCAGACUUCUUAUGGCUCCCAGUCACCUUAUGAGAAAAAUGAAGCUGCCAUGAUUCUACCAAUAGUUCUUCGAUAUUUGUGUCCUCCCUAUAUCUCCAUAUUUGGAAUCGGUGCCAUUGCAGCUGCAGUCAUGUCCUCAACUGACUCCUCUCUUCUGUCAUCCAGUUCUAUGUUCACACAUAAUAUCUACCGAAAGAUUCUUAGGCCAAAGGCAUCAGCGAAAGAAAUUCUGUAUGCAAUGAAGACCACAGUCUUUUUAGUGACAGUACUUGCCACUGUCCUUGCUCUUUUUACCAACACUAUCUAUGGUCUUUAUGCAUUAAGUGCUGACCUCGUGCAAUGUGUGGAAUUUUUAUAAGAUUGGAGAGGAGCCUCAGAAGCAAACCUAUGGGGAGAACUGUUGCUUUAGAAAAUAUUCAUUGGAACAGUCAACAUGUCUAAGAUAAUGGAUAAUGACCUUAUAGAAAGCUGUUAAAAAUUUAAUGAUGAACUGUCUUUGAGGGAAGGAGAGAUGUAAGCAUUACUAACAGAACAACUUACAGACAUCUGUAUAUGUAAGUUUAUUAACAGAAUAACUUACAGAAAUCUGUAGAGAUGUUGAAAUCCUACUAU